GUAAUAUCGGAGGCAGCAGGGGGGAAGGAGAAGUGUCCAGAGAGGAGAGCCGAGCAUCCACCGCGGGAAGCCCUGAUCACGUGACCACCCUGUCUGCUGCUGGCUGACUGACUGAAGCGUGUUAGCAGAUUUUUUAAUUUUGUACAUACAGAGUUUUGUAUAUACUGUAUAAGAUGAGCUCGCUGGGCGGCGAGAAGGCCCGCGGCCCCCGUGAAAAAGUGCCGCCUGCUGCCACUCACACAUCCCAACCACAAAAACAGAUACAGGCUACUGCUGAACAAAUCCGGCUUGCACAGAUGAUCUAUGACAAGAAUGAUGCUGACUUUGAAGACAAAGUGAAUCAGCUAAUGGAGGUGACUGGCAAGAACCAGGAUGAAUGUAUGGUCGCGCUCCACGACUGCAACGAGGACGUGAGCAGAGCCAUUAACUUCCUCCUGGAGAGCACCUCGGACAUGACCUCAUGGGAGACUGUAGGUAAGAAGAAGCCGCUGACAAAGGAGGGUGCCUCAGAAAGCAAGGAGAACAAGGAGAACCGGGAGAAGAAAGGCGAGAGAGAGGCCAGCAAAGGCCGUGCGGGUUCCAACCGCAAGGGCAAAGGGGCCAAUCGAAGCCGGCAGGGCGCAGUUCGUUCAGAGGAAAAUGGAGUAGAGGUGACCCCAGUGGACCGAAAUUCCGAUCGCGGGCGGAGGACGAAAGGUGGCAGGGUAUCUGCUGGUCGAGGCCGAGGAAGAGCACCAACAGCGAGCAGAUUUUCAGCCCAGGGAAUGGGGACCUUCAACCCUGCAGACUAUACCUCAGAGGCAAGGACGGCGACCACACAGAGUGAGGCUUGGGACACAGCGGCUAACAACAAUUCAGAUGAAACGGCUAACUGGAAGAACCCCAUUGAAGACUAUGGAUCUGAGGACUGGAGUGAGGAUGUUAGUCUCUCAGAAACCAAAGUGUUCACUUCUUCAUGUGCGCCUCCUGCUGAAAACCACAUCACUCCUGGACAAAGUCUGGACCUCGCCUCCCUGCUGCAGAAGCCUGUGGUCGGAGGCAGAGAAGCACCUGCCUCCUCCUCCUCGCAGAGUCUGGUCUUUACUAACUCUCACCACCACCAGCCGCCCCCUCCCAGCCGCAACACCACCAGCGGCACCAGCUAUGCUCACGCUGCUUUGUCGUCAGUCCUGGGAGCGGGAUUCGGAGACCUGGGCCAAGCCAAGAGGUCCGUGCCAAGUGCUGGAGCUCAGAUACUGGAACAGCUGAAGGGCCCUGGCUUGGGUCCUCUGCCAUCAUCCCAGGUUGCCCCUCUCGCCAGCACCCAGGGAGGAAACCAUUCAAGUGGUCGUCUGCCAUCCCUGGGAGCACCUGUUCCUCCGCCCUCCUCCUCCAGCUGGGACAUGAAGGUGCACGAACCUAACACCACCUCACUGUCCUCACAGUUCAGCCGUGAGUUUGGCCUCCAGCCAGAACCUUCACUUGUGCUGAGCCAGCUCAUUCAGAGGCACACGGGCCCCUCACUGCCUCUGGCGCGUCAGCCCAGCCCCCAAUCGCAACAACAAGCGCCCCCUGCAUCCGUCUCCCCUGCUUCUCAGCACAGCGGCACAUCGACACAAGCGGGCCCGGGGACGGCGGCUGCUGGUGCCAAACAUUCAGCCCCGGGUGCAGGGCUGGAAGCUCAGGGCUGCGGGACACCACAGCAGCAGCGAGCACAGCUAAAAGGCCAGAAACGAAGGAUACCUCCAACUUCCAAGAUCCCCGCCACAGCCGUCGAGAUGCCCGGCUCCACUGACCUCCCCGGUCUUAACCUUCAGUUUGGAGCGCUGGACUUUGGCUCUGAAUCUGCUCUGCCUGAGUUCGGAGUUGUGGACGGCUCUGUCAGCGCACCAUCCAGGGAUUCCUCUUCGGCACCUGGCCCGGUGCCACCUGCAUCAGGACCAGGGACGCAGAGCCAGACCAGCAUGUAUUCCAAACCGCUCAGUGAGUCGCUGGGGAGCCCUCUCUCGGUCGACCUCCCUCUUCCUCUCUCCUCGUCGGAACCGGCGUAUCACUCUUCCUCGGCGGCACUCCCCAGUCUCACGGCCUCUUCAUUAGGGACGGCCAGCUCGGCCACAUUAUCACUCACCACAUCCACCACCUCCUCAUGCUCUGUACCCUCGGCUUCCCCCUUCUCUGCAGUGGGAGGAAGCUUUGACGGGCCCAUGCCUCCCCACGCUCGACUCUCUUUCUCCCAGAGCAAAGAAACCACGGGGCCAGUAAUGAAUGGUCUGAAUGGAGUUAGGACCUCUACAGCUUUAGACAUUUCCUCAGCGUCGUCAACACCAAAGCCAGAAUCUCCGUCUCUCAACGUCAACACCAACGGCGCUCUGCCCCCCUCCUCCCACUUAGCCCCUCCUACUUUGCCUGCACAGACCUCCACCACGCUGUCCUGCCUGGUACAGGAUCUUCCCUCUGCCAGCCAUCUCAACUCCCUCAACAGCCAUGCCAGCAGUCUUUCCUCAUCCCUUGGCUCUAGUGCCCUCACCUACAGCAGCGUUGACAGCAACAACGUGGGCUCUCUCACGCCCUCCUCUGGCCCCUACACACCAUCGCACCCGGCGCCCUCAUCCCUCCACUCAGCCCACAUCAGCAGCAACAGUAGCAGCAACAGCAUCAGUCACCUGGUCAGCAUGUCCAACAUGGGCGGCAACAUGGUGGCCAACAUGGUGGGAGGUAUGGUCGGCACCGGCGGACUUCACUCUGCUGCCAACAGCUCAGCGCUGGGACUUGGCUCCAAUGGAGUUACUGGCAUAUCCAACCUUUCCGCACACAGGAACACUCCUCUGCUCUCCUCCUCCACUGGUAAAGCCCCUCCUAACCUGUCCCAAGGAGUUCCUCCUCUGAUGCCCAACCAGUAUAUCAUGGGUCCAGGAGGACUGUUGGCAGCGUAUCCACAGAUGUACGGCUAUGAGGACCUCCACAUGCUCCAGUCCAGACUGCCCAUGCCUUCUCUGCAGGAUUACUACGGCAUCACAUUCCCCGGCCCCACCGCCACUCUGUCCAGCAGAGACGGGGGCCUGGCCAACAACCCUUACUCAGGUGAAGUCACAAAGUUUGGUAGGAACGACUCCACCUCUCCAGCCCCACCUAGCAGCCUGGCAGCUCAGCAGCAGCCCCCCCAGGGCCAAAGUCAGGGCCAGAGCCAAGGCCAAGCUCCGCCUCCUCAGGCCCCGCCUCCGCCGCAGGGCCAACCUCAGCACCACAGCAGUCAGCAGGCCUUCCUGCCUCCCGGCUACAGCUACACGGGACUGCCUUACUACGCCGGGGUGCCAGGCGCCGUUCCCGGCGCGGCCGCCUUCCAGUACGGCCCCACCAUGUUUGUUCCCCCGGGGGGUCCGGGCUCGGCCAAGCAGCACGGCAUGGGUCUCGGCCUUGGCAACCCGUCGGCGAGCCCCUUCCAGCAGCAGACGCAACAGCAGCCCGGCGGUUACGGCCAGCACACCUUCAGCUCAGGGUACGAGGAGCUGAGUGCAGGAGUGGACUACAGUAAAGGCUACAACUCGUCGUCUCAGGCAGCCAACAACAACAACAACAACAAGUGUGCGGCAGGCGGCCAUGGAAAAGGUGUGUCGGUGACGUCCAGUAACUCUGGUGUGCCGGACAUCAGUGGAAGUGUUUACAAUAAGACCCAGUCUUUCGAUAAGCAGGGUUUCCACGCCGGGACCCCCCCCCCCUUCAGCCUGCCAUCCGCGCUGGGGGGGCCGGGGCCCCUGAACCCGGGAGCGGCCCCUGGAGGUUAUGCACCGGGCCCCUUCCUUCACAUCCUGCCUCACCAGCAAGCGCACUCUCAGCUGCUGCACCAUCACCUGGCUCAGGACGCACAGGGUGCCCCAAGUCAGCGUGGUCAGUCCAGCAGCCUGCAGCAGAAGAGCCAAGUCAAUAAGUCCAGCUAUGGCAGCUCCCCCUACUGGGCCAACUGAACUCGUGUGUGUGUGUGUGUGUGUGUGUGUGCGCGCGUGUGUGUGCGUGUGUGCGUGCGUGCGUGUGUGUGUGUUGGAGCAUGCGUGGACAUGCACCACUCAAGUGUCUGACUGACAAAAUAAUGGAGGGGCAAAGAAGCUAGAAAACCCACACUACCACCGCUCUGUAUAUCCCCCUUUUCAAAUUGAUGGCUGUUGUAUGUAAAAUAUAUUUAUGUAUUUAUACAGUAUAUAUGUAUUGGUAGAACAUGAAAUGUGGUUUUCUGCAUUUUAGUUUUUAUUUUUGAAGGGCAUUUUAUUUUGAAAAGCAGAUGUGGAAGGAUGAGAAUCAUGAAGAUGAAGUUGUUGAAUAUACUUGAACAAAAGCAUCGUGUGAUGUGGAUUCCUUUUUGUACGCACACACAAACUGAGAACCAUGGAGAUACAAUUCCAAGCAUCAUUUUCAUGGCCAAGGCCCGUUUUUAUUUUUUAGAAGAAAAAUGUUUUUGUAAUUUUGGUCGGCUGCAUCUGUGAAUCCUUCUUUGAAGCCUGACUUGAUAGCUUCACUUUCCCGCCACCGUCUGUCAACUAGUUGGCUGCUCGGCAGUCAGGCCUUGAUGUCAUUUAACAUCCUUCUUGUCCUGAUUAAAACUUCAAACACUUUGUCUUGAUA
Messenger RNA from Nerophis ophidion (straightnose pipefish), 4593 nucleotides. RefSeq names its product ubiquitin associated protein 2a (gene ubap2a). The record is from RefSeq and is a predicted model, not a curated record. Bases 174 to 3941 code for a protein of 1255 amino acids. The transcript has 27 exons. Gene Ontology annotation, molecular function: protein binding. Gene Ontology annotation, cellular component: cytoplasm; nucleus. NCBI's taxonomy places the organism in Eukaryota, Metazoa, Chordata, Actinopteri, Syngnathiformes, Syngnathidae.